This is a messenger RNA of Motacilla alba alba, 2052 nucleotides long. RefSeq names its product apolipoprotein A4 (gene APOA4). The transcript is spliced from 4 exons. The record is from RefSeq and is a predicted model, not a curated record. Gene Ontology annotation, molecular function: lipid binding. Lineage: Eukaryota; Metazoa; Chordata; Aves; Passeriformes; Motacillidae. Gene Ontology annotation, cellular component: extracellular region. Bases 886 to 1989 code for a protein of 367 amino acids. Gene Ontology annotation, biological process: lipoprotein metabolic process; lipid transport.
CCCGCUGCCCGCGGAGGGACGGCCCCGGGCACGCACGGCACAAGGGUGACAUCCAGCGGCCCCGGCCCCGGGCACGACGCCCUCGGGCACCGCGGGGCUCCUCGGACCUUGCCGCUGCCCGGCUGCUCCCUGUCCCUGCCCGCCGUGCCCUAUGCCCGCGGUGACACACGGCCGCGGCCCCGCUGUCCCCGGUGUGUGCCCGGAGCGCGAUGCCCACGGCCGGGGACACGCACGGGUCCCAGCCGCGACCCCGGGCACCGCGUGGCUGCAGUGCCCUGCAGUGCCCUGGGCUCUGCCUGUGCCAGCGCUUCCUCCCGGCGCCUGCAGCGGGAAGGAACGAUGCCAUCCUGCCUGUGCACAGCCGCGUGUGUCCCCAGCUCCAUCACAGCGUCCCCCUGAGCCCGUGUCCUGCCCUGAGCCCGUGUCCUGCCCUGAGCCCUGUCCUGCCGCUGCCCGGCCCAGGCGGUGGCAGAGCUGGGAGGUCCCUGCAGCAUCCCCAGUCCCGUGUCCCGUCACACUGCCACCCAUCCCACAGCCACACAUCCCCGGUCCUGCCCUGCCAGCACUGACAGAGCAUCCACAGAGCACUGAGGUGUCCCCCAGCCCGGGUCCCUGUCCCCAGGAGGGGCUCGGUGUGUCCCCAGCCCCGCGUGUCCCUGUCACCCCCCUGGGGGCCGGCGGGGGUGAUGUCAGGGCUCCGGGUGAUGUCAGGCCCGCGCACACGUCAGGCACUUCCACGUUGUGACCGUGCUAAAGUCCAAGCCCUUGCUGUGUCACAGCCUGCGUGGAAGCCGCAGGUGCGCUCGGGCCGCAUAAAUAGUGCUGGGAGCUGCGGGCUCUGCACCGAGAGCGGCACUGGCAGCACAGGGGUCCCCAGCGCUCAGGAUGGCGCCCAAGGCGGCCGCCCUUGUCCUGGUUCUCCUGGCGAUCUCAGGCUCCCGGGCCGAUGUGAACCCUGACGAGGUGGCCAGCGUGAUCUGGAAGUACUUCACGGAGCUGGGCAGCAAUGCCAAGGACACGGUGGACCAGCUGCAGCAGAGCGAGAUCAGCAAGCAGCUCAACACCCUGCUGACCAGCAACCUGCAGAGCGCCAGCGCCUACGCCGAGGACCUGCAGCAGCGCCUGGUGCCCUUCGCCGUGGAGCUGCGGGCGCGGAUGGCGCAGGACUCGCAGCGGCUGAAGGAGCAGAUCCAGCGGGAGCUGCAGGAGCUGCAGGCCAAGCUGGCGCCCUACGCCGACGAGGUGCACCAGCAGAUCGGCACCAACAUCCGGCAGCUGCGGGCCAAGAUGAGCCCGUACGCCGAGGAGCUGCGCUCGCAGGUGGACCGCGGCGCCGGCGAGCUGAAGCGGGCGCUGGAGCCCUACGCGGCCGAGCUGCGGGAGCGCCUGCAGGACAACGCCGAGAGCCUGCAGGCCUCGCUGAGCCCCUACGCCGACCGCCUGCAGCAGCAGAUCGACGGCGGCGUGGAGGGCGUCAAGCGGCGGCUGGCGCCCGUGGCGGACGAGCUGCAGGCGCAGGUGGAGCAGAGCGUGGCCGAGCUGCGGCGGGGCCUCAGCCCCUACGCGCAGGAGGUGCGGGACGGGCUGGAGCGGCAGCUGCAGAGCCUGGGCGCGCAGAUGGAGCGGGCCGCCGAGGAGCUGCGCGCCCGCCUGGCCGCCAGCUCGGAGGAGCUGCGCGCCCAGCUGAGCCCGCUGGCCCGGGAGCUGCGGGAGGCGGCGAGCGGCGACGCCGAGAGCCUCCGGCAGCGGCUGCAGCCCCUGGCCCAGCAGCUGGAGCAGCGGGUGGGAAGCGCGCUGGAGACCUUCCGGCAGCAGGCGGCUCCCUUCGGGGAGACCUUCGGGAAGCAGCUGGUGCAGCGGCUGGAGGAGAUGCGCGGCAAGCUGGACUCGGGCGCGGCCGGCGUGGAGGAUCACCUGGAGCUGCUGGAGAAGGAGGUGCGGGAGAAGGUGGCCGCUUUCCUCAGCACCGCCGCUCCCCCGCAGAACUGAACCGCCCCGCCCGGGCGCGUUCCGAGCGCUGCCGGCCGCGGCAAUAAAUGUCCCUGCGAUGCA